GCGACAUCGCUCUUCGCGGGUGUUCAUUCGCGUGUCAGACGUGCUCGAGGUAGGACGCGCGUCUCUACGUUCCACCUCGUACAAUCUUCUCUCUCUUUCCCUCUCUGUCGAGGUUGAAGAAGGCCAACGUGUCCGUUCCACGUGCGCGACGCAUCGACACGACGCGCCUUCGCUUCUUCAGCCCGUUUCCGUAUUAGCGAAGACUCACGUGUGACGAUCGCGUCUAUCUCGUUCAUUUUGCUGCUUUGCAUCACAGGUAGCGGAACACGUCGGUGGUCUCAGCCUUGAGAACGUCCAAACACGCAACCUGACUCUACAAAUAAGACACCGGUGAACAACAAGCAGUGACUUUUUCGAAAGAAACCGGAUGCUCCAGUUCGCCUGGAAAACGUCAAAACAACAGCAAACGAAUAGAAACAAAGAAUUCUGUCAAAGCAUACGGUGAAGAACGAAGGAUCAAACAUGAUGACUCGUAUGCUGCUGCAAGAACCUGGAUGGAAGAUCGAGCGUAAAGGUUCAGCGUUGUUGCUUCGAAGGGACAGCUCGCAUCUAAAGAGCGGUCGAGUCUAUUUCCGGUGCGACGUCGAAGUCCAUGAAUUCGAGCGUGACGAGGAUUACACGAUCGAGGCGGAACCGGAGGCAGCUGCCAGUCCGUUGGCAAUGUGUGCCAGUUGCUUGGCGGCUCUUUGCGUGACCGUGAUUCUACCGUGGCUGUUGAUCGGUGGUUAAACAUGCCUCUACGAACUGACGAUUUUGGGGGGGGGGGACGAUCGUAUAACCUCUGGCAACGGAAGUCGUCUCGAGGAUUCCUCAAAGAGGAUCCAACAAUUGCUUGACGCGUAGGUCGAACACAGAGAGAUCGUUGACUACGAAAAGUCUGUUGGAGUAGCUGAUAGAUGGAAGACGAAGAGGAUCAGGUGGAUCUCAGCAUUCGUUGAAGAGAUUCCCAUCGAGAGACUCGACAUGGAAAUGGAUAAAGUUCCUAAAUGUGGUAGUUUUGUUAAAACGAGAGUUCCCAGUUUAUACAUUGACGAUGCAUGUAAUUAUUUAUACGAUGGGUAUGACUUGAAACGAAAGAAACACGAAGGAAUUUCUGAAUCGUGAAAUAUCUUUGGCGUUUCUUUCUCCGAAAUAAAAAAGUAUUUUUGAGCGAGAGCGACUAAACCUCGUCUCUAAAACACUCUAGGACCUUAUGUUUAUUCGUUGAUUUUUGUCGUUUGCUUUAAGUUUCCGUUCCGUAGCGAGAAACACGAUGCCACGACAGAAACGCGGCCUUUAGAUGGACUCGCGGUUCAAGUAGAUUUUGUGCAAGUCGAGAGAAAGAAAACUGUUCGGUAUGGACGUUCUGCAUAGAUGCGGAAAACGAGAUGAAAAAAAAAAAACACAUCAAAGGGAGAAGGGUGUAUCCGAGCGUACAUUAAACCUCCUUACUCGUUUGAUGGUAUCGACAAAUCCUCCAUGUAGUCUCUGAAACGAAGGCGAUCUUGUGCCAAACGAGAGUAGAAUACUCGAGAUAUUCGUUGAAACCUUUCGUGAUUCGCAGUCCGCUUACUUUUGCACACGCAAACACACGUUCUUUUCUCAAUACUAGCUGCAUCGUGGCCUGAACGCGCGUGCAUUCGUGUACACGUAUAUCUUCCUUUUCUUCUUCUAUCGAUGUUCCGUGUAAUAAUCGAGUCGUUACAUUUCAUUCGAACGGGAAAAUAUAAUGCACGAUACACAUCGGCCUUGUUCUCCUCCUUCGAUAUCGUUUCGAAACAAUAAUCUUACCGUUGCGUUGUUCGGAUUCCGGUUCUAUUCCGACGUCCGCGUUCGAUUCUCCCGAUCAAUUACAUAUUUUUCGCGGGCACAGUCCGAAGACUUGGUAAAACUUACAAAGUUCUGCACAGUGCCAAGUCAGCAAAUGGAAAAGUUGGAGAACGACGAAGCGGCGUCGAAUUGAGAAAUCGAGCGAAGUUUCGAACCCGUCGACUAUCGAUAACGGUACAGUCCGUUGCCUGCCGAACAAAUUUCGAGAAGCCAGAGAAUCAACGGUACGUCGAAUAAAUUUCGGCUGGACGUCAUAUUGGAUCCUUGGAUCUGGAAAGAUUUUUGUUACGAUAAUAACGCGAUUUUAAAUGACACAUUGUAUAUAUUAAAGUAUCUACAGCUGAAUUUGAAAUUGUGAAUUUGUAUUUGCGAAGAUCUUUAAUUGUUUCUAAGAUCGUUGGAACCAUUAGUGUUUUCGAUUAAGUUAAACGCAGACUGUGGCGGUGUUCUCGUGAACAAUUUACACGAACAAUUUACACGAACCCCGAAUCUGGUAAUACCCAGAUUAUCACGCAGAGCGUCUUCGAUAAAUCAUCUGUGCGUACGGGUGCGGAAAUUUGAGAGUGAGAAAGAGAGCAAGAGAUUUCUAAAUAUAAACCGAUGAUUGAUCGUACGUGUAUAAAAGAGGUGUGUUCGGAGAGAACACGAAGAUACGAACGUCUGGGAUAACGUGUGAGGUUCUAUCGAACGAUUCCAAUCAAUCAGUGUAAAAUACUAUUUGUUUAUAUUUCUAAUAAAACCCUGAACGAGUUGUA
Messenger RNA from Bombus pascuorum, 2564 nucleotides. RefSeq lists its product as uncharacterized. Lineage: Eukaryota; Metazoa; Arthropoda; Insecta; Hymenoptera; Apidae. Bases 463 to 729 code for a protein of 88 amino acids. The record is from RefSeq and is a predicted model, not a curated record. The transcript is spliced from 2 exons.